CCCCCUGUUCUCCUGCCUCCUAUCAAGAAGGAAGAACCCAGUUCCUGCAAAGAACUAGAACCCGAAUACUGACACUAUGGCAGCGGAAGACACCAGCGAUGCGAUGCUCGGCGAUGCUGUGAUCCAAGAGGCCCUCACAUCAGGCACCGACCUCAGGCAGUACUCGCACAAGCUGGAAGAGAAGCUCCGCACUGUGGAGCAACAAAGUGUUCUGGAUUAUAUAAAGAAAGCUGAUCAUAUUGCAGCACUGCACUCACACAUCACAACGUGUGAUGACAUCCUCCUGCAAAUGCAAGGAGCACUUGAAGGCUACUUGUCUCACCUUUCAUCAAUCAGUCAAGAGUUGCAGAGCCUGCAGGAACAGAGCACAUCUCUGCACCUGCAGCUACACAACACAACUGCUGCUAAGGAACACAUCACUGCAGCUCUGGACUCUCUGACGCUCCCCAGCUCUGUUAUACAUGACAUCUUCAACACACCUGUCACUGAGCCAGCGUUCAUGCAGCAACUGCUUAUACUCGACGAGAAGAGCAAGUUUCUCAAGGAACAAAGAUUUAAAGAUUCGUCUUCGGUAGCAGACGUUGAUGACUUAGUUUCCAAGUUAUGUAUCCGAGCCGUGAGCAAAAUAAGAGAGUAUCUCCUGCAGAAGAUCUAUCAGUUCCGUAAGCCGCUCUCUAACUACCACAUCCCUCAGAACGCCAUGAUUAAACAUAAGUUUUUCUUCGAGUUUUUGCUACAGCACGCCCGUACCAUUGCUGGAGAAGUUCAUGAUGAGUACGUUGAUACUAUGAGUAAAGUCUACUAUUCGUACUUCCAGGCCUACACAAAACAACUAUGGAAACUUCAAUUCGAUGAACAAGUGACCAGGGAAGACCUGCUAGCAGCGGACGACGUCCGGGGAGGUGCUGGCGGCGGAGGCGCUGCUGGGGGAACCGCAGGCUUCUUCGGAGGGCGGGCCGCCCCGCGGUCACGCCUCAACUCUGUCUUCGCCCUCGCCAACAGGGACGCCGUGUUGUCUCCUGAAGGCCUCACUGAGGACAUCAUCGUCCCUCACGUCGCUGAGAGGGAAGGCAGGAAGUUGCCGUUUGAAGUGCUGUUCCGUAGCCAGCAGUAUGCAUUGCUCGACAACUGCUGUCGGGAGUUUGCGUUCCUCUCUCAGUUCUUCCUCGUGACUGAUGCCGACGCUCUCAAGCUCUUCAAAGCUGUUCUUUCCAACGCCAUCCAGCUCGUUCAGAAAGAGGUAUACAGCGUAGUGAUGGGGAGCUUCGACAGCGUGGGACUGUGCGUGUGCCUUCAUUUGUGCCAUCAGUUCAAACUGCUGUGCCACAAACGCGCCGUGCCCGCUCUUGAUGCCCACUGGGAUGCCCUCAACGACGCGCUCUAUCAGAGGUUCGAGUAUGUGAUCCGACUGAACAUCCAGAGCGUGCAAGAUUGCGACGUGACCAAGUUUACCAACAUGGACGUCAGACCUCACUAUAUGUGUCGGCGCAUCUCUGAGGUGUGCGGCGCUAUCGCGUCCCUGGAGCGCAGGUUCCCCAUCGAGGGGACGGAGGCGCUGGUGGCGGCGCUGCACCGGGAGCUCGAGUCUGUGCUGCUCAGGCUCUCCGCCUUCCACUUCCCUAGGAAUCGCAUGCAGCAGCUCGUCUUCCUUAUCAACAACUACGAUAUGGUCCUCGCCGUCCUUACCGAAAAGGCGCGGGCAGACACCAGCGAAGGCGAGCGGCUGCGGGAGAUGCUGGCGGCCUGCACGGCCGAGUAUAUCCAGGAGAUCCUCAGUCCUGACUUCGGCUCCCUUCUGACCUACGCUCAACAGGCGCAGCGGCUCCUCGACGCCGGCGACUCCCAGGGCCUUAAACAGACCGAGGGGACUGCGUUGAACGUCGCUCGCGCCUUCAGUAACAACUGGCGCACAGCCGUCGAGCAGCUCAACAACCAGGUGAUGCAAUGUUUCAGCAAUUUCCGCACUGGCACGAGUGUGCUGCAGCGCGCUCUGGAGACGCUCAUUACGGCGCACCACUCCCUCAACAGGGCACUCAGCCACCCUGCCUUGCAGCACUGCAACGCCCAGCAGCUCAUAGUCAACAGUCAUCAUCUUAUUGUCGAAGCCAAGAAAUACAAACCCACUUUCUAAGUCACUGGGCCAUUACAUUUUAGAAUAAUAUGUAUCUUCAACUUCUUAUCUAUAGUUGAAAAUAUUAAGACAUUUGCUAUGACGAAAUCAAUUUGAGUCUCGUAUAGAAACUGCCUUAGCCUCUUUUAAAUCGGCAAUAAUUCUCAGGAAACAAAGCCCGGUGUCAGCGUCAAGUUAUCCUGUAAAUUUGUUGGAUCAUCAUUCCAAUUAGCGUUUUCUCUCAAUCGCAUCAUUUUAAUUUAUUACAAUAUUAUAUUACCCAUAAGCUCUAUGCGGUUCUUGACUUGUAAAAUAUGUAGAUAGUUAUUUGCGUUUAGUUUGCGUACAGCUUAUAUUGUAGAGGUUUAAUCGUUCAGAAUCCUUAGUUAGAAAAAUAAAGAUUUAUGGCUGUAUAACUUGUCCUUACGUAGUUCAGGCUAUACCUAAGCUAUGAGAAUGACGCAUGAUUGGACUGCACUCCGAUCAGAUUAUUCUUAGUUUUAACUUGUUAAGAGUAAGUUAUUUAACUUGUGUUUGUCUGCUUACUAUUUUCCUCUGUGAAUGUUUACACAAUAUAGACUUAGUUAAGAAUUGUAUUUUUAUACAAUGAAGGCAUUUUGCUCACGAUUUUGAAAUAUACCGCAUUAAAACCCUGUUUGCAAGGAAAAAUUAAUGGUUAAUUAAAAGUCUGGGCCAAAAAAACGCAAUAGGUUAUGAAUAUUACGCAAUAUAUUUACUCCUUACCUACAACUAAUAAGAUUUUGCGAGCUUUCGACGUUGAGGUGUGGAGUCUCGCUAGGCUUGCAGAGAUCCUGCAAACCUAGUACACUGAUGUAAUAACUGUACACUGAUGUAAUAACAUAAAUUGAACAUUCCACAUCCAAGACAUGAAUCGAUCAUCUUGUAAAAUGUUAUAGGAAUUAAUAUAUUUAA
Molecule: messenger RNA, 3043 nt
Organism: Hyalella azteca
Lineage: Eukaryota; Metazoa; Arthropoda; Malacostraca; Amphipoda; Hyalellidae
Gene: Vps52
Product: vacuolar protein sorting-associated protein 52 homolog
Exons: 15
Coding region: 77-2131 (684 amino acids)
Biological process (GO): lysosomal transport; Golgi to vacuole transport; retrograde transport, endosome to Golgi
Cellular component (GO): GARP complex
Molecular function (GO): syntaxin binding
Source: RefSeq, a predicted model, not a curated record